This is a messenger RNA of Penicillium lagena, 1221 nucleotides long. Its product is annotated as putative pyruvate dehydrogenase E1 component alpha subunit. Lineage: Eukaryota; Fungi; Ascomycota; Eurotiomycetes; Eurotiales; Aspergillaceae. Gene Ontology annotation, cellular component: intracellular membrane-bounded organelle. Gene Ontology annotation, biological process: pyruvate decarboxylation to acetyl-CoA. Gene Ontology annotation, molecular function: pyruvate dehydrogenase (acetyl-transferring) activity. The record is from RefSeq and is a predicted model, not a curated record. Bases 1 to 1221 code for a protein of 406 amino acids. The transcript has 4 exons.
AUGGCCUUCUGUCGAGGAAGAUUGUUUCUUUCUCCGGUAGGAGACGUGCCCAUCCUCCCAACUCUUUCACUGCACCGGCCACAGAUCUCUCGAGGACUUUCUCAAAUAGCAACCCUAGAAGACAUUCCAGUGGACAAUGACAAGCCGUUCACUGUCCCUAUAUCAGAAAAGAGCUUCGAGACACACAAUUUUGAUCCGCCCCCAUACUCCAUCGAAACCACCAAGAAUCAAUUGAAGCAGCUGUAUUAUGACAUGGCAAAGGUUCGGCGCAUGGAACUGGCCGCCGACCAGUUGUACAAGGAGAAAAAAAUCCGCGGAUUUUGUCACCUGUCUACCGGACAAGAAGCUGUUUCAGUAGGUAUAGAGCACGCCAUCAGCAAAGAAGACCGAAUUAUCACAGCAUAUCGUGCCCACAGCUUUACUAUGAUGCGCGGGGGGACGAUAAAGUCAAUCAUCGGAGAGCUGCUGGGCCGGCGCGAUGGCAUCGCACAUGGCAAAGGCGGCUCGAUGCACAUGUACGCCAACAGCUUCUACGGAGGAAACGGCAUUGUUGGUGCCAAUGUGCCCUUGGGAGCUGGCAUUGCAUUUGCUCAGAAAUACAACAACACGACCUAUGUCACCAUGAAUUUAUAUGGCGACGGGGCGGCAAAUCAGGGCCAAGUAUAUGAGGCGUUCAAUAUGGCGAAGCUGUGGAGCUUGCCUGUGAUAUUUUGCUGCGAAAACAACAAAUAUGGAAUGGGGACUUCCGCCGACAGAGCCUCCGCCACGACUGAGUACUACAAGCGCGGCCAAUACAUACCCGGUCUUCGGGUAGAUGGAAUGGACGUACUAGCUGUCUUGUCAGCAGUCAGACACGGCCGUGACUUUGUGAAAGCGGGCAAUGGUCCCCUUCUAUACGAAUAUGUCACAUAUCGAUACGCUGGCCACUCUAUGUCUGAUCCAGGUGUGGCUUAUCGGGGCCGCGAAGAGCUGAAGAGGGAACGGGGCAACGAUCCAAUUACCACACUGAAGAGGAAAUUGGUUCACUGGGAUAUCAUCACGGACGAUGAGGCAAAGACCAUUGACAGAGAUGUACGGAAAAUGGUCAGCCAGGAGGUCCAACAAGCUGAGCAAAUGCCUGUCCUGGAGCCUUGUCGUGGUGUGUUGUUUGGGGACAUCUAUGUACCGGGCAGUGAGCCUCUGCAGAGGCGUGGAAGAGCGCUCGAAGAGAGUUGGUACUAG